Molecule: messenger RNA, 3955 nt
Organism: Gasterosteus aculeatus aculeatus (three-spined stickleback)
Lineage: Eukaryota; Metazoa; Chordata; Actinopteri; Perciformes; Gasterosteidae
Gene: pak5
Product: p21 protein (Cdc42/Rac)-activated kinase 5
Biological process (GO): cytoskeleton organization; apoptotic process; protein phosphorylation
Molecular function (GO): protein serine/threonine kinase activity; ATP binding
Source: RefSeq, a predicted model, not a curated record
CCGGCCCCGCCAGUAGCCCGGAUGUAGCGCACACGGGAGCGCACAGUGGCUCGCGGAUGAUAACAUGGCGCUCGCAGACACAUAACGGCGCCCACUCGGAUCAUAACAUCCACCGCAGCGGAGCCACAGCGAGCGGCGGGACAUGUGGUCCGGGGUUUUCCAGCAUGUUUGGGAAGAAGAAGAAGCGGCUGGAGAUCUCAGCCCCGUCAAACUUUGAGCACCGCGUCCACACGGGCUUCGACCCGCGGGAGCAGAAGUUCACCGGGCUGCCGCAGCAAUGGCAGAGCCUGCUGGCGGACACCGCCAAUCGCCCUAAGCCCAUGGUGGACCCCUCCUACAUCACCCCCAUCCAGCUGGCGCCGAUGAAGAUAUCUCCCAAGAAAGUCCGGUCAUCCGAAACGCCGUUGCCCAAAACCAUCGUUCGAGGGAACCGGCCCCCCAAAGACGCCUCCAUCAACGGCCUUCUGGAGGACUUCGACAACAUCUCCGUGACGCGCUCCAACUCCCUGCGCAAAGAGAGCCCGCCGGGCCCCCACCAGGCGGGAGGCGGCCCCAAGCCCCCCGGCGGCGGCGGCGGCGGCGGCGUCCGCCCCGGCGCCCCGGAGGAGAACGGGUUCAGCCACUACUACUCCCGCUACUCCUGCGACCUGGACACCUCCGGCCGGGACUUUUCUCUCGACGCCGGCAAGCCGAGCUUCUCCGCGGACGGGGAAUGGGCCGCCGGCAGGCACUACCGGUUCACCAAGCAGAACGGCCACUCGUACCCCAUCCGCAGCCCCUUCUACCCGGACGCCAUGCCCCAGAAGGCCGACUACGGCAAGCUCCCGCCGGACUACCACACCUACCUGGAGAGCAAAGGCCGCUCGGCCGACGAGGCGGCCUCCACGGUGGGCAGCGGCGUGGGCUCCAGCGGCUACUACCGGGCGUCCGUCGGCGGCUCGUCCAGCCAGGACUACCGGGACACGUCGGUGGGCACGCCGUCCCGCGCCUCGCUGCGCAGCGAGCAGAUCAACUACCCGGACAGCGAGUGGAGCUACGGCGGCCUGCGGGACGAGUACGAGAAGCGGCCCAAGAGCUCGUACGUGGCGCAGACCAGCCCCACGCCGGCCAUACGGCAGCGGUCCCGCUCGGGCUCCGGGCUGCAGGAGCCCAACGUCCCCUACGCCGCCGGCGGGGCGUUCAAGAACCCGCCGCAGGCCCACCCGUACAGCUCCUACACCUACCCGCGCCUCUCGGAGAGCCUCGCCAACGUCCAGACGCUAACCAAGGGCGACUACGAGUGUCCCGCGCUGGACGGUAGUCCACAGGUCGCGGGGGGCGACACGUACUCGAGGCUCUUCAAGCAGCUGAGGCCACAUGAGGCCGCCGGGCUACCGCCCGCUCACCUGCCUACCCGCCCGUGUUCAACAUUACAAGCGUCACUCUACCUACCUCUCUCCCAGCCCAGCCCGCCCUACACCCCCCAGGGGGCCUACUCGCAGCCCUCCUCCCCCUACAUCCCCCCGGGGGGCUACCCGCCCCCUUCCUGGGGGUCCAGCUCGGACACGCAGCCUUCCAGAGUCUCUCACGAGCAGUUCAGGGCUGCGCUCCAGCUGGUGGUCAAUCCAGGUGACCCUCGGGAAUACCUGGACAGCUUUAUCAAAAUCGGCGAGGGCUCCACGGGUAUCGUGUGCAUCGCCAGCGAGAAACACAGCGGCAAGCAGGUGGCCGUGAAGAAGAUGGACCUCAGGAAGCAGCAGAGGAGGGAGCUGCUCUUCAACGAGGUGGUGAUCAUGAGGGACUACCAUCACGAGAACGUGGUGGACAUGUACAACAGCUACCUGGUGGGGGACGAGCUGUGGGUCGUCAUGGAGUUCCUCGAGGGCGGGGCUCUCACCGACAUCGUGACUCACACCAGGAUGAACGAGGAGCAGAUCGCCACGGUGUGCCUGUCGGUGCUGAGGGCUCUGUCCUACCUGCACACGCAGGGCGUCAUCCACCGCGACAUCAAGAGCGACUCCAUCCUCCUGACCAGUGACGGCAGGAUCAAGCUAUCAGACUUCGGCUUCUGUGCCCAAGUUUCCAAAGAGGUGCCCAAGAGGAAGUCGCUGGUGGGCACGCCCUACUGGAUGGCACCGGAGGUCAUCUCCAGACUGCCUUAUGGGACCGAGGUGGACAUCUGGUCUUUAGGCAUCAUGGUGAUCGAGAUGGUGGACGGAGAGCCGCCCUACUUCAACGAACCCCCUCUGCAGGCCAUGAGGAGGAUACGGGACAACCUGCCCCCUCGGCUAAAAGAGUCGCACAAGGUGUCCUUGGUGCUGCGGUCCUUCCUGGACCUCAUGCUGGUGAGGGAGCCGUCGCAGAGGGCCACGGCCCAGGAGCUCCUCCAGCACCCCUUCCUCAAGCUGUCGGGACCGCCGUCCUGCAUCGUGCCCCUCAUGAGACACUAUCGCCACCGCUGACCUGCUGCCCCCCCCCCCCCCGCAGACCUCGGGAAAAACAAAAAAAAGAGUUAAACUACCCCCCCUCACACACACACACACACACACUGCCAGGGUGGCACUGCCCUGACCCCCACCCAACCACCCGCAGCGCUACACCUGUACCCGUGACGUAGAUUAGCCAGAGGAAUUACACUUAAAGACAGAAAGAGACAAACGGGAAGAAAAGAAGGAAACUUUGGGAACUCGGCUCCGCAGGGGGCGCGACGAGGUAAAAGUGGGGCUUCUCUCGUCUUCUCUCUUGGCGGCGCACCCCCCCCCCCCCCCCCCCCAUACACCCCCCGCCCCUCCCCCCCGCCGCUCCGCAGGGGGCGCGGCGAGCCGCCGACGUGGUGGAGGGAUCCGGAAACCGAACCGGAGCGAUCCGCCGGUCCAGCGAACACGUCUCUCCUCUCACACACAAACAGUGUAAAAUGUAUUUUAGAGAAACUUGUACAGUUUUGAUAAUUUGCAGUAUUUUAUCGUGUCGUAACCAUUGUAAUAUGAGCAGUAUUAAAUAGUUUCUGCAGAGAUUUUUCCUACUGUUUAUAAUCCAGUUUUUGCUUAAAGAUAUACGAGACCCAAAUAAACCUACCUAAACCUAACUGUUACUAAAAAUACUAAAUAUAUUUAUUAUCUUACAUUUGUAGACAGAACUUCCAUUAAAUGUUGGGAAAAAAGGGUAAUGAGGGGAUUUUGUAUGACGUUUUGAAGUAUUUAUUUAUUUAUUGGAAUAGAAGGAUUCCUUUUCUUUGGUAGUGUGGCCUUUUGUUUUGUUUUUGGAUUUUACAUUUCAAAAAAACGCAUCACAGACAGCGAUCAGUUGUUAUAUCAUCCAAGCAAUACCCCGAUCCCAUUGAUGUACUUAUGAUACUGUACUUACACCCUGCAUUUAAAUGUAGCAACGAGACCAGUGGGGGAAAAAAAGAGACCGGUUUUCUUUUUAUAUCAAGAGUCUCAUCCUGUUUCCAUCAACGCCGGGAGGCGCCCGUCCAAGACGCCGCCCCCCCUCCCCACAACCCCCUUCCCCCCCGGCGCAGAUCUUAGGAUGCCGAUAGAAAGGUCUCGUUUUCUACCCACAUCCUCACCGUCAUCAUCUCACCGCUUAUCCUCAGUGGGACGACUCGCUAUCUGUGCAACCGUGCUGCCAUUCUCAUCUGUGGUCGGACCGGGAGAACAGUGUAGUCCCCCCCCCCCCGCCGCGCCGUUUUUUACCCAUCAUUCACUGUGAUAUGUAAAUACAACUGUGCAUACGUGGACGUGUGUGUGUGUGUGUCAACGAGCAAAAGAGGUUAGAGCGUGUUUAUCUCUGUACAACAUCUGAACGUGUGCGUGUGUGUGUGUGUGUGUGUGUGUGCGUGUGCUGCCGGUAUCCCUCGACAACGUGCCAGGACCUGAAUGAGUAACACGUAUCUGUGGUGUUGGCUUGUACAGUGAUAUUGCAUGUUUGUUAUCAGUGAAGCUGGUUUCAAUUAAAAAACGCCCAUAAAAACAUU